GAGCCGGGCCCGCCGCGCAUGCGCCAGCGCAGCCCCGGGACGGGGUAGGCGGCUCGGGGGUCGCCAUGGCGAGCGUUUCGGCGGCCAAGGGUGGCGGGGGCUCCUUCUCUGACCGCCACGCCCGCCUCCUCCUGGCGCAGAUCAACCGGCUGCGGGCCGGGCAGAGCUUCUGCGAUGUGCGGCUGGAGGUGGGCCCGGAGGCGUUCGCCGUGCACCGGCUGGUGCUGGCGGCCAGCAGCCCCUACUUCGCGGCGCUGUUCGCGGGCGGCAUGAAGGAGUCCGGCCGGGACGUGGUGCGGAUCGCGGGGGUCGAGGCGGGCACGUUCCACACGCUCCUCGACUUCAUCUACACAGGGGUGCUGAGCAUUGGCGAGCACAACGUGCAGGAGCUGAUCGUCGCGGCCGACAUGCUGCAGCUCACCGAGGUGGUGGAGCUCUGCUGCGAGUUCCUCAAGGGCCAGAUCGACCCGCUGAACUGCAUCGGCCUCUUCCAGUUCUCCGAGCAGAUCGCCUGUCACGACCUGAUGGAGUUCACCGAGAGCUACAUCCACGGGCACUUUCUGGAGGUGCAGAGUGGGGAGGAGUUCCUGGCGCUGACCAAGGAGCAGCUGGUCAAGAUCCUGCGAAGCGAGGACCUCAGCAUCGAGGACGAGUACCAGGUUUUCAUGGCGGCCAUGCAGUGGAUUUUGAAGGAUGUGGGGAAACGAAAGAAAUACGUCGUGGAAGUACUGGAGCCUGUUCGAUUCCCUCUGCUACCAGCACAAAGGUUGUUAAAAUACAUAGAAAGUAUUCCAGAUUUCAGUCUUCGCGUGGCCCUGCAAACUCUGUUGAAAGAAUAUUGUGAAGUCUGUAAAUCUCCCAAAGAGAACAAGGUCAGCAGUUUUCUGCAGGCUUCUAAAGGUCGUCCCCGGAGGAAAGCCAGGAAGUACCUUUAUGCAGUAGGCGGGUACACCCGGCUGCAAGGAGGACGCUGGAGUGACAGUAGAGCCCUGAGCUGUGUGGAGCGAUUUGACACCUUCAGCCACUACUGGACCACAGUGUCCUCUCUCCACCAGGCGCGGAGCGGGCUGGGCGUGGCGGUGGUGGGAGGAAUGGUCUACGCCAUUGGAGGUGAGAAGGACUCGAUGAUUUUUGACUGUACUGAAUGUUAUGAUCCUGUUACUAAGCAGUGGACCACUGUGGCUUCCAUGAACCAUCCCCGUUGUGGACUGGGAGUGUGCACGUGCUAUGGUGCUAUCUAUGCUUUGGGAGGUUGGGUUGGAGCAGAGAUUGGCAACACAAUUGAAAGAUUUGAUCCUGAAGAAAAUAGUUGGGAUGUGGUGGGAAGCAUGGCUGUGCCCCGUUACUACUUUGGGUGUUGUGAAAUGCAAGGCUUGAUUUAUGUUGUUGGUGGUAUCAGCAGUGAAGGAGUAGAGCUACGCUCCGUUGAAGUCUAUGACCCAAUAUCUAAACGCUGGUCUGAGCUCGCUCCAAUGGGCACUGGAAGAGCGUACCUUGGUGUAGCGGCUCUCAACGAUUGUAUCUACGCUGUGGGAGGCUGGAAUGAAUCUCAGGAUGCCCUUGCUACUGUAGAAAGAUACUCCUUUGAAGAGGAAAAGUGGGUUGAAGUUGCAUCGAUGAAGAUACCAAGAGCUGGUGUCUGUGUUGUGGCUGUGAAUGGAUUUCUUUAUGCCUCGGGGGGCCGAGCUCCCAGUCAUGAUUUUGCUGCCCCAGUGACGUCUGACUCUGUUGAAGUUUAUAACCCGCAUGUGGACAGUUGGACUGAAAUUGCCAACAUGAUCACCAGUCGCUGCGAAGGAGGCGUAGCUGUGCUGUAGAACACAAAGAAGAAAACUCAUCCAAGGAAUGAGUAAAUCUGUCUCCUCAGAUUUCCAGUUUCGCUGGCCAGAAGCCUCUUCUAACACAGGAGCUUCAAUAGAGACAGUGGAGGAAUAGAUCAGAGAGCUUUGCCUCAGCAAAAGGAAAUAUUAAAACUUUUGCCCUUCAAACUAAAUUGGUUUAUCCAGCGUCUGUCUCAUGAAGCAUUCUGUUAAGAGUGGGAAUGCCUUUUAUGACUGGAUUAACAUCACUGAAAUAAAUGGUGAAUUUGCCUUGUGAAAAUCUGAAGAAAUCAUUCCAGCACAUCAGAGACAGGUUGUGAACUCUGUAAGGUGCAUCUUCAGCUGGCCUGUCUGGAAGGAGGUUACUGUAGACAGCUAGGAGUUACCUGUAGGUAAGAGCAGAUGGGCUACUUGGUUGGCAUUACUUGUCUUUUUCUGGUGAAAAUCAAGGAAAAGGUGACAGACGGGAAGACGUGGUACCUCUGCUUAUGACGUUGAUGCAUUUGAUCCUCUUUUCUGCUGUUGGACAUGAUGGGCGUUAAAUAUUAAUUGGAUAUUUACUUUCUGGCCACUCCACUAACUCGGAUGGUGAGUGGCUGAGAAUUUCCUGUGCUGGAAGAUGAUUCUCUCAGUUCAGCAUAGGCUUUUCUUCUUGGUGGUAUCAGUGAUGGCAGCAGAGCUCCUUUUUGUGUAAGCUCUGACGAAUUUAAAUGGAAAUGCUGUUCAUUGGAUUAGCUGUUCUGUUUAGGACUGUUCUUACUAUAAAAAUACAGGGAAAACAUUUUGCCUUUCCGCCCCGCAUAGUUGUUAUGUUUUUACCCUGUGUGAGACAUGCUGAGAUUUGGCAUUGGAAUAUAGGCUACUCUACAAGGUACACACAUUCAUCUUUGCUACAUCUUGUAUCCUGCCUCUUCCAAAUUUGAGUGGACAAAGCUUUUUGUGAGAGAACUGUCUCCAUUGAGCACUUAAGUGAUGCUAUUAGUGUGUUUUGUCUUACAGAGUUUGUAUUUAGAACAAUACUACCAGGAGUUAUUUCUAGAUUCAUUUAAUUAAUGUACUUGAAGUUGCUUUUUGCACAAUACGAUUGCAUUUUCUACACAGCUGUGGAUGAUUUGGAUGGAGUCUGAAAUAAGGCUGCUUGAACUUUGAUCGACAGUGUUAUUCGAGAACACUAAACACAACUGGAAUGUCACAAAACAGGAAGCCUGUGCUCUGGAGACAAAGGAGCAUUCAUGCUGUCUAGGUCACUAUCCCCUGUGUAAAAUUAACAAAUUAAUACAUGGAUAAAAUCCUCGAAGGUGAGUGUUGAAGGUACCUUAAGAUUCUGGGUCUUACAUUCUAACAUUGGAGUGGGAGAUUGCAAGGCUAAAAUACACUAGACAAUGCAGCGUUUGUUUCUCCGAGUGUUCUAUAAUUUUAUGUGUGGUUUUACUUCAAAAGGAUUUCUUACCUGUGUGAAUUAACAUUUAUUCAGUCUUUUUUUCCCCAAAUUUAAGCUUGUUUUAAACAUUUUUUCGUAAUAAAGUGCAUUGUCAGAA
Molecule: messenger RNA, 3358 nt
Organism: Columba livia (rock pigeon)
Lineage: Eukaryota; Metazoa; Chordata; Aves; Columbiformes; Columbidae
Gene: IPP
Product: intracisternal A particle-promoted polypeptide
Exons: 8
Coding region: 66-1817 (583 amino acids)
Molecular function (GO): actin binding
Source: RefSeq, a predicted model, not a curated record